Molecule: messenger RNA, 3400 nt
Organism: Prionailurus viverrinus (fishing cat)
Lineage: Eukaryota; Metazoa; Chordata; Mammalia; Carnivora; Felidae
Gene: ZBTB45
Product: zinc finger and BTB domain containing 45
Exons: 3
Coding region: 1249-2787 (512 amino acids)
Biological process (GO): regulation of immune system process; negative regulation of transcription by RNA polymerase II; regulation of cytokine production
Molecular function (GO): protein binding
Source: RefSeq, a predicted model, not a curated record
GAUGCGCAGGUUUCUGCCCAGUCGCCUAGACACAGAUUUGAAGGUCUUUAGACGGUGGGUGAAUAAAGACGGGGAAAAGUGCUGUGGCAUAGAUAACGAUAUGUGCAAAGACUUGGCUUUUUUGACGAAUUGCCAAGAAUUAAUUCAUCACCAUGGAGGGCUCUGAGCAGAGGAGGGUCCCGAUCUGUCAGGUCUGAACAGGCUCCCUCUGGCUGUCGCGUGGGGGAAUAGACCGAGGGGGGGGAACACAAGGAAAUGACUCCCAUCAGCCUCCACCAAUGGUACCGGGGCAGUGGAGGUGUGCGAAGUGAUUUGAGGGUAAGAUAUAGAACAUACAAGAAAGGGAGGGGUCUGGACCCAGAAGAGGAAAGGUGGUUUGGGUAAGAAGAGCCAGAGUCUGAGACCCCAUUAGACCAGGAAGGUUAAGAGAAGCCACACUCCAGGGCUGUGUGACCCCACCUGAGCUAGGCUGGUGGAGUGAGAGUGAGUGUCAGGGUGUGACCUGGGUCCCGACUGUCCUCCCCUAGACUAGAGUUGUGUGUGGCUUGGGUACAGGAUGAGCCAAACCCAUCUUUGUUUGGUAGAGGGGAAACUUAGCCUAGUGAGCAUGGUGCCUACUUGAUGAGUGAUGACGGGUGAAGUAUCAGAGCUUCUCAGAUUCCCAGAGUCCCCUGGGGAGCGGUAGCCCCUCCCCUUUCUGGUGUCUGAGCGUGGGCAGUGCUGGGAUUAGGAAGCUAAAGUUUUGACAAGAAUCAUCCGGGUUGCUCAGACAUGCUGAUCUGGAGGCCGCUGCUAUUCCACCUUUCCCUUCCCAAUCACACACUCUUCAAAGUCCACACAAGCCCCCUCUCUACACCACACCCACACCUUGUGCCCUCCAGGCUAUAUCAAGAUUCCAAGAUGCACCAGGCUGCAGGGGGCACCUCCCCUACCUGCUGCGUUGGGGUCUGCCAGAGACCUUGUAUUUUUUUCUUCUGUGGAAUGCCUGCCAGGCUAAUGCCCAACUUACUCUCAACCCUUUGUGACCACGCACACCCUGAAACGCUUAGCCCAGGAGGCAGGUCGUGCCAUCCCCCCCCCUGUGAAGACCUCUGUAUACACUAGUUAACAUAACCCAAUUCCGAGGCAACAGACUUUGGUCUCCACAGGGUCUUGAAUGCUCCAAGGUUGGAUGAUGUAGUAAAGGGAGAUCAAAAAGAAGCUGAGAGUGGGAGGAAUCACAGCCAGCCCUGAUGCGGAGUGGAUAAGAUGGCUGCAGCAGAGGCGGUGCACCACAUACACCUGCAGAACUUCUCCCGCUCGCUGCUCGAGACCCUCAACGGGCAGCGGCUGGGUGGUCACUUCUGCGACGUGACUGUGCGGAUCCGUGAGGCUUCGCUGCGUGCCCACCGCUGCGUGUUGGCUGCCGGCUCGCCCUUCUUCCAGGACAAGCUGCUGCUCGGCCACUCCGAGAUCCGCGUGCCGCCAGUGGUGCCGGCGCAAACGGUGCGCCAGCUCGUCGAGUUCCUCUACAGCGGCUCGCUUGUAGUGGCACAAGGCGAAGCGCUGCAGGUGCUCACGGCCGCGUCGGUGCUGCGCAUCCAGACGGUCAUAGACGAGUGUACCCAGAUCAUCGCCCGCGCCCGAGCCCCGGUCCCCGGCGCGCCCGCGCCCCUGCCCACGCCCGUGCCCCCACCUCUUGCACCUGCGCAGCUACGCCACCGCCUGCGCCACUUGCUGGCCGCGCGCCCUCCGGGCCACCCCGGUGCCGCGCAUAGCCGCAAGCAGCGCCAGCCCGCGCGCUUGCAGCUGCCGGCGCCCACUGCGCCCACCAAGGCGGAGGGGUCGGAAGUCGACCCCUCCCUACCCGCGGCCACAGACGACGGCGGUGACGGCGAGGAGGACACCGAUGAUGAAACCGACGGCGAGGACGGCGAAAGCGGCGGCCCAGGAGAGGGCCAAGCGCCCCCUUCCUUCCCAGACUGCGCUGCCGGCUUCCUCACCGCCGCCCCUGACAGCGCGUGCGAGGAGCCGCCCGCACCCGCCGGCCUUUCGGACUAUGGCGGCGCCGGCAGGGACUUUCUUCGGGGCGCUUCGGCGGCCGAGGAUGUGUUCCCCGAGAGCUACGUCUCCGCUUGGCAAGAUGAGGAUGGCACCGCGGCGGAAGCCUGUCCCGCCGAGACGCCGGCCCCGCCUGACUGUGUCCUGUCUGGAUCCCGAGCCCCAGGCGUGAAGACCCAGGGGCCACCUGUCUCACUUUUCCCCUUUCAUCUGGGCGCUCCUGGGCCACCUGCGCAACCUCCUUCCGCACCCUCGGGGCCUACUCCUGCGCUCCCUUCCGCCUUCUAUCCCACACUCCAGCCAGAUGCGGCCCCUAGCGCUCCUGCUCCGCCGGGGGAGGCCCCAGCCCCGCCCACCGCUCCCGCUGCGGCCCCCUCGGCCACCCCUGCCAGAGCCCCGGGUUCCGAGCCGCCUGCCUAUGAGUGCAGUCACUGCCGAAAGACGUUCAGCUCGCGGAAAAACUACACCAAGCACAUGUUCAUCCACUCGGGGGAGAAGCCCCACCAAUGCGCCGUGUGCUGGCGAUCUUUCUCGCUGCGCGACUACCUGCUGAAGCAUAUGGUCACGCACACAGGCGUGCGCGCCUUCCAGUGCGCUGUCUGCGCCAAGCGCUUCACGCAGAAGAGCUCACUCAACGUGCACAUGCGCACGCAUCGGCCCGAGCGCGCGCCGUGCCCCGCCUGCGGCAAGGUCUUCUCACACCGCGCGCUGCUGGAGCGCCACCUGGCCGCGCACCCUGCACCUUGAUCCAGGCCUGGGCCCGGCUACGCCUGCCGCGGGAUUGACCACGCUCCCGCGCUGUAGGCCAACCCCUGCAGGUCCGCGACCUCCUGUGGAACUAGGCCACGACCACUGCGGAACCGGUAACACCCCUGCCGAGCCGCUUCACACCUGCCUAGACGCCUUGACCACGUUCCCACUACCAAACCACGUUUUCCCCAGAGCGCAGGCCCUCCCUCUGCUACCACCCUUCUUUCCAGACCUGACCAGGGGUUAAGCCUGCCUUACUACUGUACUCCUUCGUACUUGGACCCUCCUGAUAGUGGCAGGCUGGGGAUGGGGUUGGUCAGAGACCCGACCAUCCCUGAGAACUGGAUCAUCUCCAGCCUAAACUGGGCGCUCAGACCCUUGGGCCAGGCCCAAGAUUUGUGGCUCUGACUCCUUGCGUGAGUGUGGGUUCUGGAGCUGCUCCUCUCUGCCCCAGUGUCAAGCUGGGUAAGAACCCUGGCUCCCCACCCUGAACUACCCCUCCCUCAAUCUGGUGUCUAAGGGGGCUCAGUGGACCCAUCAUGGACUGGGGUCGGGCCUCGGGACUCCUGCUCUCUAAUAAAGUACUGUGGGCCAUGGGUCCGGAACCCGG